Messenger RNA from Thamnophis sirtalis, 2865 nucleotides. Lineage: Eukaryota; Metazoa; Chordata; Lepidosauria; Squamata; Natricidae. The record is from RefSeq and is a predicted model, not a curated record.
CAAGAAGGUUCUCUGUGUGCCCAGCAUUGUUUGAAUAAUUUACUGCAAGGGGAGUAUUUCAGUCCUGUGGAACUGUCUUCUAUUGCACAGCAGUUAGAUGAAGAAGAGAGAAUAAGAAUGGCGGAGGGUGGAGUUUCUAGCGAAGAAUAUAGAACAUUUUUACAGGUUAUAAGCAAUGCCUUGAAAGUUUGGGGUUUAGAACUAAUCCUCUUCAACAGCCCAGAGUAUCAGAGGCUCAGGAUCGAACCUAUGAGAACAUCGAAGUGGCUUCUCAGAUUGUUGCACACAGAACAUUCCACACUCAUCUGCAACAGGCCAAACUGAAUCUCUCCCAUCAGAAGAAUUGCGGCGUCGAAGACAGGCCUAUUUUGAAAAACAGCAGCAGCUGCAAAAGCAAGUUCAGAUUCAACAGUUCCAUGGUGAAGCAGCUACUAAUUCACACACACUAGUUAAUGAUAGAGGAGGUGAUAUCAGUGAAAAUGAUAUGCUUCAAGCCGCUAUGAAUAUGUCCUUGGAAACAGUUACAAACAGCUUGAAUACAGAGGAAAAGAAAUGACAAAUACUUAUAUUUAUUCUAAUCUGAACACUACAUUCUGUAUUAAUUCUGUGUGGGUGGCAUAAAGGUAGGGUUCAUUUCAUUGAUGUACCAAAGCAAGAUACAGUUGUGAGAUUUCAGACUGAGGAUCAGAAUUAAAAAAAAAAUUGGUUACUAUACAAUAAAAUCUCAUUAGUUUAUGGUUAUACUAUUGACCUUCUGGGUAAUUUCUAUUCAGUCAGAAGAACAGUGAGAAAAGGGGUAUUAAUAUACAAUAAAAUUUCAUUCAAUAUUUUUCUGAUCCAUAGAUGUCCAGGUUGAGUUUAUGGUAUCUGCAGAUCUUUGUAUGGGGAGCAGUUCUUCUCAGUUGUGAUAACUUUUUCUUGCAGGAUGUAUUCUUAACAGGAAGAUCGAGCAUCACCUGAUUAUAGAAUAAGGCUUGGAAUUUUGCUAAAUAAGAUUAUGUGAAAUGUAAAAAAUUGUAGUUUCACAUAUAUGCUCAAAGGCGUUCUAAGUAUCAUGUUUACAGUGCACUUCCAAGAUUCCAGAUUAAGAGACUGAAUAUAACACAAAUCACCUUCACUUUUGUGAGAUAUUUGAAUUACAUGCAUCAGCUUAAUUCCAGAAUUUAAUCAGUUAACAACAUUUGACUAAGAAUAGCAAGAUAUUUGCAGACCAUCAAACUUAUUUUGGAAGACUGUGCUAGAGUAUUACAAUCAUCAUAAAAUGGAACAUCCUGCUUUUAUUCUCCUGCUCCUCCAGAUCUGCCUCCACGCAUUCCAAUCUUCCAAAGCUGAUUUGAUGGGCACACAGGAGGAACCCGCUCCAAUAGCAGACUCAAGACUUCUUCCUUGUUUUGCUCUAAAAAUGCCUUUAGUAUUUUUUUACUAAAUGUUGGGCCAAUACUGGCUAUGAUGCACUGAUCUAGUAUAUAUAUUAAGCGAACACCUAGAAUCCGAUUAACUGAAGUCAAAAGUGUUGGAUAUAGUUGAUAAAUGUUAUUAUAAUUAUUUCACUUGGUAUUAAUAUGUUAUCUUCUGUUAGAUAUUUCUGUAAGUAUUAAUACUAUCAAGCUGGACAUAAGUUACUUUGUACUGAAUCAGCUUAUUGGUCCACUUAGGUUAGAGUUACCUACUCUGGCAGUGAUUCUCCAGUCUCAAGCAAGAAUCUGCUACCUGAAUUGCUUUUAAAGGAGGACACUUAGAAUUAAACCAGGACUUCCUACAUUGAGCUAAUAGCCUUUCCAAGAUUCCAUAUUAAUUUUGAAGUGAGGAAGUUAAAAAAGAUUUUGAUGCCAUGAUUUCAGUGCCACAUUAUUAAUAUGCAUUAGUAACAUCUGAAAUGAACCCUGCACAGUUACUUAGGUGUUAAAAAUGGAUAUACAUAAAUGAAUGUGUAUGAGUAUGUACUUUAUCAGAUAUUAAUGAAUGUCUUCUUGUAACAGAUUUGCAGCUUUUCAUGAAUGGUCUUCAUUCAUGCACCUUACUGUUUAUUCUGUUUCUGUUACCAAGGGAAACUGGGAAGCAAAUUCUGUAAGCUAGUUUUAUUCUGAUAGUCAAAUGUUACAUAACAAAUAUUGCAGGAUGACUGAAUUUGGCAUUUUGUAUUAAAAUAGUUUUUUUUGUAAAAAAAAAAUGCUUUAAAAUGCAUUCUGUUUACAUAUACAUAUUAAGGCUAUAGUUUUGGAUACAAAUGAAAUACUCAUUAAACCUAUGGAUACUUGCCAGAUAUACAAAAAAUCUUGUGAAAUUGAUUAGGUUUUGCAAAUUAUUUUAAAAUUAUUAUAUUGCACCAUGUUGAUGUGUCAUUCUUUGCUACUGAAUGAUUAGUAAAUGUGCACAUUAUGGUACUAUAAAAUAACACAAUAUUAAAAUUGAUUUUGAUAAUAUCUGUUUAUAAAAAUUAUUUAAGGAGAGAGUUAAAUAUGAAAGCCAAAUGCCUCUUAUUUUCAUGUUUCAUAUGCUGUUGAUUUCUGUGAAACUAUUACAGAAGUACAAGCACUGCGAUUUGUUCCAGGGAUAAAUACUAUAAGAGUGUAUCUAGCUUUGCCAGUCAGUAAACAGAAGGUAGCUAUUUUAGAUCUGCCUAAUUUAUUUAUUAACAAAAAAUUACCAUAUUUACUGCACAUUGUUUUGGGAAAAAAAACAGCAUUAAUUACAUAAAGCCACAUGCAUUCAUUUUAAUUGUGUUUAAGUUACUACUUGAAAAGAAAUAUAUGAAAAGAUGUAUAGAAGUUAUGAAAUGAAAUCAUACUAGUCUGUAAAAACCAUAGUUUUAUUUUUUCUUAUUUUUUCAAUAAAUUGUGUCCUUGUGGACAAGUUGAAUCUGGA